CUUUUGCGCAAAUCAGCAUCACCAGUCAUUACCACUCGUACAUCAAUUCAACAUCUGCCGGCACAUACUAUCCUCAUGUCACGCUUGAUUCUCCGAGAAUUGCACACUGGCAGUGACUUGAGGUGUCGCUGGAAGCAUGUGACUUGAGUUGCUACAACACUUUUCCCCCAUUUGAUGUCUCUUGACUCCCCUUCACCUCAAAACACCUUCAAUCACUACCAACUCAAACCUCCUUCGACUGCAUCUGGUUGACAGCAGGUAUCGUCAACUAAUACUCCAGCUCUCUCAGCUACUCUAAAAUCUUGACAAAAGACCCAUCGAUUCUGUCCUUACGGAAGUAACGAGACAAUAUGGCCAAGCUAUUCAUUGGUGGCCUUGCCUGGCACACCGACGACAAUGCUCUUCGCACCAAGUUCGAGGAGUUCGGACCGGUCGACGAGGCUAUCGUGGUCAAGGACCGUGAUACCGGCCGUAGCCGUGGUUUCGGAUUCGUUCGCUUCGGUGACGAGUCACACGCCGAUGCUGCCAUUGAGGCCCUGAACAACCAAGAGUUCGAUGGUCGCACCAUCCGUGUCGACAAGGCCUCCGAGCGUGGCAGCGGUGGCGGCGGUGGCGGUGGCUACAGCGGUGGUGGCCGUGGCGGUUACGGCGGCGGUGGCGGUGGUUACAGCGGUGGUGGUCGCGGCGGCUACGGCGGCGGUGGCUACGGCGGCGGCCAAGGUGGCGGCCAAGGUGGCGGUUACGGUGGUGGUCAGGGUGGUAGCUACAACUCCGGUGGUGGCGGCAACUGGCGCUCCGGCGGUGGUGGCGGCGGCUACGGUGGUCAACAGCAGGGGGGAUACCAGGGCGGCCAGGGCGGCUACGAUCAGCAGCAGUCCAACGGCGGUGGUUACCAACAAGGUGGCCAGGGUGGUUACUAGACGCUCCUCCAUACCGACAUGGUCUCACGACCUACAGUUCAAGUCAAUCUUGACUGUCCCGACACUCUUUCGCUGAUGCGGAAGAGCCCAAACCAACCUCAACACAGAUUGCGAUACGACGACACAUGAAAGCAUGGUUUCAUGGAAUUUGGCACACGGUCAUGCGUGCGUGAGGGCUUUCCUAGCUCUUUCAUUCUCCCAGAACUUUGCUGUUGUGUUGACUGGGACCACGGCUUUUAUUUUACGACGGCUCCCUCAUGAACGAAAGGUUUCGAAGUAGUGAUGAUACCCCCAGCCAUGCAGCAGCUACAUUGGCAAGCAUGACAGAAAAGAAUUGAAUUGUGUAUUUGUGCAA
Messenger RNA from Dissoconium aciculare CBS 342.82, 1275 nucleotides. RefSeq names its product RNA-binding domain-containing protein. Gene Ontology annotation, cellular component: spliceosomal complex. Lineage: Eukaryota; Fungi; Ascomycota; Dothideomycetes; Mycosphaerellales; Dissoconiaceae. The transcript is spliced from 7 exons. The record is from RefSeq and is a predicted model, not a curated record. The coding region runs from base 351 to 920 and encodes 189 amino acids. Gene Ontology annotation, molecular function: RNA binding. Gene Ontology annotation, biological process: positive regulation of mRNA splicing, via spliceosome.